AUGUCCAACAACUCGAAUAACUCGUCGAUAAACUCCUCAUCUGUUUACGAUGAGCUGGCCUCGAAUCUCAAAGAUGUCUCCAUGAUCGACCUUCAGAGACAGACGGGAUCCACCGAAGAAGGUGGACAGUCGGAGUCAACGACAAAUUCUACCGAUAGUUCAGUAAAUACACCUACAAGACGCAAGUCCACACUCAUACUUACGGAUGACAUGGACUACGACAAACACAAGACAGGAAGCACGACACACAAGGAUGAUGAUAUGGUAAUUGACAGCGAAAAUGACAUAGGGCAUUCUCCGAUCGGCGAGCACCCACAGGGGCCACAAUCUCAAUCUCAACAACAGGCAGCUCAACCAAUAUUGGUGCCAACGGUGUUUAAAUGGACGGAAGGAGGUUCUAAGGUGUUCGUUAUGGGAACGUUCACCGGAUGGCGAAAAAUGAUUGCUUUGAAUGGUCCUUCUAAGAAGGAUGGUAGUUUCAGUGUACAAAUUGCACUGCCUCCGGGAACACACAGAUUUAAGUUCGUGGUGGAUAACGAAGUGCGAUUCUCUAACUUCAUCCCUACAGCAACAGAUACGUCCGGACAUUUUGUUAAUUACUUAGAAGUGAUUCCGUCAGAGCAUGAUGACUAUACCAGCUUGAAUGCCAUCACACAAGGAAGCCGGUCAAAAUCAUACUUGAGGACACUGGAUUCAAAGCUGGGACUCACAAGAGAUGACGACGACAUGGGAGAUGGCUAUACCAGAUACCACGACGACGAAGAGCUUCCUGAUAGCGCUCCUGCGGAAUACAUCGAUUCAAUUCCUCCAAUUUUUACGGACCCGAAGGUGAUGGAGGAGUACUACGUUACACUGGAUAAUAAUCAACGACAAGGUAACCAGAGCCAGCAAUGGCUUAUUCCUCCUCAGCUGCCACCACAUCUAGAGAGUGUCAUUCUCAACAGCUACAAUCACACGGAUAAAGACAAUACCUCCGGUGCUCUGAGCAUUCCAAAUCAUGUGGUGUUGAAUCACCUGGCCACAACGUCCAUCAAACACAACACAUUAGCAGUGGCAAGUAUAGUGAGGUACAAGAGAAAGUAUGUCACACAGAUUUUAUAUGCUCCACUUCAAUAA
Molecule: messenger RNA, 1116 nt
Organism: Ogataea parapolymorpha DL-1
Lineage: Eukaryota; Fungi; Ascomycota; Pichiomycetes; Pichiales; Pichiaceae
Product: One of three possible beta-subunits of the Snf1 kinase complex
Exons: 1
Coding region: 1-1116 (371 amino acids)
Biological process (GO): signal transduction
Cellular component (GO): nucleus; cytoplasm; nucleotide-activated protein kinase complex
Molecular function (GO): protein kinase binding
Source: RefSeq, a predicted model, not a curated record